AUGGCUUUCAAACAUGGCCGCAGCUUCGAAGCAAAGCCUUCCGCCCAUCGUGCUCGCCGGCUCAGCCAGCUUGCGACCAAAGAAGGCCCGUUUGCCCCAGCGCUUACAACUCUCUAUGUUGGCAUUUCUGCCGUCUUCAGCAACUCACACUCCGCGGUUGUUGCCGUCGCCAUCCACGACAGUGUCUACCUCCUCGACUUCUCCGUAAAAACUGUCGAAUUAGAAGCAGCAUUGGAGAGAGGAGAAGAUCCAGUUGCGGACUAUGUCAUCGCUGAAUUGGAGUCAUAUGAACACAAUAACCUCAGCAAGUUUAUCGGCGCUGGCCUGCCUUUCGAACUCGUGAAGAAGAGCCCGAAGCUAUGCUCAAGGCUUUGGUUGGAGCUCGAUAUUGUCCCAAUCUCAAUCUUGCCAGAGUCUGAAGGCCAUGAAACUGAAUUGAAGGACCGCACAUUUUGGAGCGCCAAGUGUGUGGACGAGCAGGCAGACUCGAUGGCCAGAAAAUGUAUCAUGCACUUCGGUCCCAGCCUGGCCCCUUUACUGCAAGUCGGUUACAGAGGCGUCGUCGAAAUUGACUCGGGAGGUAGAGCCCACAUCCUCACCCUGGACGAUUUCAAGAGUACUUGUAGCCAGAGUACAUGGCAUGCAAUGAUGCAUUUCGUGACUGAAUUGAAGAAAUCGAAGACCAAGAUUGCCUUUUUCAGCAGCACACCACAAGGAGGCGGGGUUGCCCUGAUGAGACAUGCCCUAGUUCGAUUGGCGAAAGUCUUGGAUGUCGACUUGAAUUGGUAUGUUCCCAAACCAAAGCCAGGAGUUUUCAGGAUCACCAAGACCAUUCACAACAUCCUCCAAGGUGUAGCAAAGCCAGAUGUGCGAAUCACUGCAGAAGAAAAGCAAGUUCUGACGGAUUGGAUUGCGGACAACGCAAAGCGUUAUUGGCUAUCCUCCGGCGGCCCAUUGCGACCUGUAGAAGAAGGUGGGGCGGAUGUCAUUAUGAUCGACGACCCUCAAAUGCCUGGCUUAAUCCCCCUGAUCAAGAGCAUAACCCCCAAUAGACCCGUUCUCUACCGAAGUCAUAUCCAAAUUCGGAGUGACUUGGCGAUGACAGAAGGUUUACCGCAACACGACAUCUGGCAAUUCCUUUGGGGUAAUAUUCAUCAUGCCGACAUGUUCAUCAGUCACCCGAUUCCCUCCUUCGUUCCUAGCAAUGUCCCGCGAAAUAAGGUUGCCUACCUUCCAGCAACUACGGACUGGCUCGAUGGACUCAACAAGGAUUUGAAUGAAUGGGAUCAAGGCUAUUAUGGACAUCUUUACAACGACCAAUGCCAUGCUUUGAGAAUGACUGAGCUAAAAUGGCCUGCCAAGAAGUACAUUAUCCAAGUCGCCAGAUUCGACCCUGCAAAAGGUAUUCCAGAUGUCGUCGAGUCUUAUGCUGAAUUUCGGCGCCUCCUCGCCAAGCACCACCCUCACAUUGAGGCUCCUCAAUUGGUCAUUUGCGGCAAUGGUUCAGUAGAUGACCCAGACGGAACCAUCGUCCUCGAUGAAACGUUCUCCCUACUCGAAACCCGCUUCCCACACCUUCUUUCAUCCAUUUCUGUCAUGCGCCUUGCACCGAACGAUCAACUGCUCAACACCCUUAUCUCUGCCUCGUAUGCCGUCCUCCAGCUCUCCACACGGGAAGGCUUUGAAGUCAAAGUAUCUGAAGCCAUUCACAAAGGCAAGCCAACAAUCGCCACCAACUGCGGCGGCAUUCCACUCCAGGUCCAGCACGGCAAGAAUGGCUACCUAGUUGAACCCGGAGAUUGGCAUGCUGUUGCUGGACACUUGCUAGAUCUGUGGACGGAUGAUAAGUUGUAUGAGGAGAUGAGCAACUACGCGAAGCAUAGUGUGAGUGAUGAGGUUGGCACUGUUGGAAAUGCCUUGAGUUGGUUCUAUUUAGCGAACAAGUGGGCAAAUGGAAAGGGUGUUCAGCCAAACGAGAAAUGGGUUAAUGAUCUUGCGAGGGAGGAGGCGGGCAUUCCUUAUGAGAAAGGAGAGAACAGAUUGCCGAGAACUAUCUAA
Hyaloscypha bicolor E is the source of this 2058-nucleotide messenger RNA. RefSeq names its product glycosyltransferase family 4 protein. The transcript has 4 exons. The record is from RefSeq and is a predicted model, not a curated record. Gene Ontology annotation, molecular function: glycosyltransferase activity. NCBI's taxonomy places the organism in Eukaryota, Fungi, Ascomycota, Leotiomycetes, Helotiales, Hyaloscyphaceae. The coding region runs from base 1 to 2058 and encodes 685 amino acids.